UUUCAGUCCAAUUUCAUUCUCGUUCGUUAAUUUUACCGCCUUGUCUGAGAAUCGUGUAAGCGGCUUGCGCAGUGUGAAUUUUAGUAGUUAAUUGUGAUCCGCCUGAUAUUAAAUAUUACUCUUAAGUUUACUAAGCAUUGACUAAGUUGUUAUAAAUAACUAUCAAAAUGUUUUGGGGACUUAUUAUGGAACCGAACAAACGGUACACCCAAGUGGUGGAGAAGCCGUUCCACAUUUCGCAAGCGGCGAUGGAUAUAUCGACAGGUGAUAAUGACCCUUGCCAAGUGAUGGUGGUGGUUGAUGGCAAAAACUUCCUCGUCUGCACACUCCAGAAGAACAAGUGCAUACAAGUACCAUUAGAUUUGUACUUCAAGAUGGGAGACUCGGUUGCAUUUUUAACUAAUGGUAAAUGUAAUGUCCACUUGACUGGAUACUUGGACCCUGAGUUUGAAGAAGAGCAGUCUGAUGAAGAAGAGGAAGCAGAGUCAGAGGAGGAAGAGGAAGCACCAGCACCCGUGUCUUCUAAGAACAAGAGGAAGCAGCUGGAUAGCAGCACGGAAUCUUCUAGCAAUAAGAAGGCCAAGAAAGAAAAGAAGGGUAAGAAAGCUGCUGAGGAAAGUUCCGACUCUGAUGAGGAAGAGGAUGAUCUGCAGAAGUUCCUUGAUGGAGAAAUAGACACUGAUGAGAAUGAUGAAUCAUUCAAAGUCAAUACAUCCGCUGAAGCUGAUGACAGUGAGGAAGAUUCUGACGAAGAGGAAGAAGAAGAGGAAGAAGGUGAGGAAGAUGAUGAAGAUGACGAUGAGAAUGACAAGGGCGAGAGUUCUGAGGCGGACACCACUCUCGACACAAGCAAGGACGAAUCUAAAGUGGAUAUGUCCAAGUUGACCAAGAACCAAAGGAAACGACUCAGAAAGAAGUUGCAACAAGCAAAGACACCGCAAGUGAAUGGUGUUGAGAAAACUAAGGAGAAGCCGGAAGCACCGCAAAAGGCUGAGAAGAAGAAGGCGGAACCCAAAAAGGAAGAGGAAAAAGGUGAUAAGAGGGAGAAGAAGAACUUGAGUGGUGGAGUGGCCAUUGAAGAUCUUAAAGUGGGCACAGGAGCAGUCGCCAAGCCUGGCAAAGUUGUUACGGUGUAUUACGAAGGUCGUUUGAAGCAGAACAACAAGAUGUUCGACAACUGCUUGAAGGGCCCAGGUUUCAAGUUCCGUCUGGGAGCUAAGGAGGUGAUUAAGGGCUGGGAUGUUGGAGUUGCUGGGAUGAAGGUCGGCGGCAAGAGGAAGAUCGUCUGCCCACCAGCGAUGGCGUAUGGUGCCAACGGUUCUCUGCCAGUGAUUCCGCCAAACUCAACCCUCACGUUUGAGGUGGAAUUGAAGAAUGUUAAAUAAAGUUUUCAUUUACCCGAGUUUCCUCGCUGAUUUUAUGAUUGUAAAUGAAUGCUGUGUGCAUUUAUAAUGUGCCAAUAUGAAGUAUCUGCAAAUUGUUAACAAUAAUAGCCUUACAAAUAAACGUGGUAUAAAGUUUAAUGUGGAAUAAACUGAGUAUAAGCAAAAUUACUUCAAAUUUAGCUUUUUUAACUUUAUACCGCGUAUAUUAAGGCUGUAAAAUCUAGUAAACAGUUAGCAUUUGCAGAUUCUUCAUAUUAAAUAUUGAUAAUUUUUUUAAGUCAUUUUAAGCUAAGUAAUACUUAAGACAAUUAUUGGCCAAUGUUUGAUCAAAUAUUUCGUUGCCUGAAGAUAAUAAAAAUCUGUAAAUGGAACUUUUUUAUGGUACAUUAUUUACUUUGUAUGAGAGAAAAUUUAAGGCAUAUUAAAGGCUGGCUGUGAUCUUGAAUUAAAUUUUAUGUCAUGUAAAAUGUUAAAGGUAUUGCCAACCUAAAAAAAUAGAUUUUUAGUAUUGCCAUCGUUAAAAAUUAUGGUUAUAAGGUAAAAAAAUCAUUUUUAUCAUGUGAAUACUAUAUUUGAUCAAAUAUAGGCCAAAACGUAUACUAGUGGACUAGCAUAAAACAUAGGCAACUUAGUUUACUUAUUGUAAUUGAUUAAAAUGUGAAGAUGAAGUUUAAAUUUUUUUUAUCUGAUCAUUUAAUUUUUAAUUUUCUGUGCUUAGUUAUCGUAAGUAUACUUGACUUGAAAACUGUAAAAUAAACUUUUGAACACACA
This is a messenger RNA of Papilio polytes (common Mormon), 2156 nucleotides long. RefSeq names its product 46 kDa FK506-binding nuclear protein (gene Fkbp45). The transcript has 8 exons. Gene Ontology annotation, molecular function: macrolide binding; peptidyl-prolyl cis-trans isomerase activity. Bases 168 to 1385 code for a protein of 405 amino acids. NCBI's taxonomy places the organism in Eukaryota, Metazoa, Arthropoda, Insecta, Lepidoptera, Papilionidae. Gene Ontology annotation, cellular component: nucleolus; chromatin. The record is from RefSeq and is a predicted model, not a curated record.